This is a messenger RNA of Megalops cyprinoides (Indo-Pacific tarpon), 1014 nucleotides long. RefSeq names its product GABA(A) receptor-associated protein like 2 (gene gabarapl2). The coding region runs from base 176 to 529 and encodes 117 amino acids. The record is from RefSeq and is a predicted model, not a curated record. Gene Ontology annotation, cellular component: autophagosome; cytosol; autophagosome membrane. Lineage: Eukaryota; Metazoa; Chordata; Actinopteri; Elopiformes; Megalopidae. Gene Ontology annotation, biological process: autophagy of mitochondrion; macroautophagy; cellular response to nitrogen starvation. Gene Ontology annotation, molecular function: ubiquitin protein ligase binding. The transcript is spliced from 4 exons.
CAUCAACUCUUUGGGUUGGACUCGAAUGUCAGACGCUUGUUUUGCAACAUUGUUGUCGUUUUACUUUGAACAUUUUUGAAUUUUUAAACAAAGACGUCAUAUUAAUCUAACCUGUAUAUUCAGUUAUUAUUUAUUAUAUUUCUGCAUCAAGUAAUAGCUCGAGGAAUCUGCAAAAAUGAAAUGGAUGUUUAAAGAGGACCAUUCUCUAGAGCACCGAUGUGUGGAAUCUGCCAAAAUCCGCAACAAAUACCCUGACAGGGUCCCGGUGAUUGUGGAAAAGGUGUCCGGCUCACAGAUCGUGGACAUAGACAAGCGGAAGUACUUGGUUCCGUCGGACAUCACGGUGGCCCAGUUCAUGUGGAUAAUCAGGAAGAGGAUCCAGCUGCCCUCUGAAAAGGCCAUCUUCCUAUUUGUUGACAAGACCGUCCCUCAGUCCAGCCUAACGAUGGGACAGCUGUAUGAGAAAGAGAAGGACGAGGACGGCUUUUUGUAUGUGGCGUACAGCGGGGAGAACACGUUCGGCAUUUAGACCCUCGCGCCAGCUUGGCUUCACCCCUGGCUGACCCCCCUGCCCUGCCCAAACAUCACCCCCCACCCCUCCUCUCUCACCCCUCCCAGACAACCUCGAUUGUACUGUAGACAAGCUGCCGUUUGGAAUAAAAAAAUGAAGAGGAGACAAUGAUCACUAUAUUAAUCGUAUUAUGGAUGCAUUUGUAUCUGGUCCUCUAAUAUUGUAUUGAAGCUGUAUACAUCAUUAGAUUGUUAAAUUGCAUUUAGUCAUGAACACAAGAAAGAUGGGAGUACCUUUUUGUUUAUUCUGGGUCAGUGAAGGGUUUUUAUGUAUUGGAAGUGCUUGAUAUUUUUAUUUGAUUUAAUCAUUAAUAUAAUAACUGUUUGUUGUUUUACUGUUUGGAGAGAUUUGUUUUCUUUUAAGAAUAUAUUUAAAGGAAUUUAAGUUAAUAUUUGAAAGGUAAGGUAGCUGGAUGACCUAACCAAUAAAAAAUAUAUUUAAAA